Pistacia vera is the source of this 891-nucleotide messenger RNA. Its product is annotated as remorin-like. NCBI's taxonomy places the organism in Eukaryota, Viridiplantae, Streptophyta, Magnoliopsida, Sapindales, Anacardiaceae. The coding region runs from base 192 to 743 and encodes 183 amino acids. The record is from RefSeq and is a predicted model, not a curated record. The transcript is spliced from 5 exons.
CGGUGAUUAGACCGCGUGUGUAUGCAACUUGAUUUUCCUCAAAAAUAUCUGAUACUCUUACUACACUCUUCUCCUGCUCCAAAGCCAUAUAUAUGGAGACAGUCUCACACUAAAAGAUAAGAGCGAGGAUUUCCAUAAUUGGAUUCUGUUUGUAGUGUCGUUUUAAUUAUUUCGUGCUCUACGUUAAAAUUAUGGCACAGGAACACCUAAAGAAGACUGAAGCUGAGUCGCCGAGGGCUCCGGUUCCGGCUGUUACGGAGGAGAAAACUGUUAGUCAAGCGCCUGAAAAGAAGCCUGAUGAAUCCAAAGCUCUUGCUGUAGUUGAUAAGGCUCCUGAUUCUGAGAAGAAGAAAAUUUCUGGAGGAUCGCAGGAUAGAGAUGUAGCUCUAGCUGAUCUUGAGAAGGGAAAAAGAUUGUCCUUCAUAAAAGCCUGGGAGGAGAGUGAAAAAUCAAAAGCAGAGAACAAGGCCCAGAAGAAGCUCUCUGAUGUUACUGCGUGGGAAAAUAGCAAGAAAGCAUCUUUGGAAGCUAAACUGAAAAGAAUUGAGGAACAAUUGGAGAAGAAGAAGGCAGAGUAUGCUGAAAAAAUCAAAAAUAAUGUAGCUUUAAUUCACAAACAGGCAGAAGAAAAAAGGGCAAUGGUUGAAGCUAAACGUGGGGAAGAACUUCUAAAGGCAGAGGAGAUGGGUGCCAAAUACCGUGCAACUGACACCACUCCAAAGAAGCUCCUUGGUUGCUUCUGAACUAAAAUUUUCAAUGCAUAUUUUUCAUUUUUCGUAAAACCUUACAUCUGUAUAUUUCCUCAAGUCUUUUUCUUGUGUGCUGGUGGUGCUGCGUGUAAACCUUUUUGAAACUUUCCACUAAAUCUAAGAAUUGCGUGUAUUGAUGUAA